Molecule: messenger RNA, 1614 nt
Organism: Colletotrichum godetiae
Lineage: Eukaryota; Fungi; Ascomycota; Sordariomycetes; Glomerellales; Glomerellaceae
Exons: 3
Coding region: 317-1303 (328 amino acids)
Biological process (GO): arachidonate metabolic process
Cellular component (GO): membrane
Source: RefSeq, a predicted model, not a curated record
AUGCGGAUUCCUUUUUUUGCCACAGUCGUGCGUGCCGCAGCCUUGCUCCUCUUCGACAGCAGGUAUCCGUCGCAGCACAUCGAGAAGGCUUUACGAGACAUGUUCGGUUCUGGCAGAAGCAUCGCCGACUACUCGGCGGCCGACACGAUGGGUGCCAUGGUUGGCAUGACAGUUGCUACCGUGCAAGACGCAAGCGCCUGCAUCUUCACCAGCUACAACGGAGUGGGCCAGCGUGCCGGCGAUCGCGGUAGCCUCCCCGCCUCCGUCCCUUUCUUCGUCCCCGUCUCCAUCAAGGCCAAUCGAAGCCCGCGAGCCGAUGCUAACGGACUGUAUAGAUUAUGAACUCUUGAAGACAACCGCCGAUGGGGGUCGCGUGGCUUUGUGGGAGAUUGUCCGAUGUGCAACCGCUGCUCCGUACUAUUUCACGCCUUGGUCUAUUGACGGCCUCGGCACCUUCCAGGACGGCGGCUUAGUGGCCAACAACCCGUCCUCGAUCGCGCUGCAAGAGGUGGCCUCCCUUUUCCCUGAAGCGCCACACCCAAGCCUUCUGGCCUCGAUGGGCACUGGCUCCUCCUCGAGCUCGUCCGGCGGCGGGUGGUGGGACUGCUUCCUCUUCCGCCUGGCGCGGGCGUUCCGGAACCGCGACAAGAACGCCUGGCAGCAGGUCGUCGCACAGAAGAAGGUGGGUCGAUCCGGUGAGUUCUUCCGCUUCGAUGUCGAGUUCGACGGCUCCGAGCCGCCAUUGGACAGCCUGUCCAGCUUCGACGACGAAGAAGACGAUGGGUGCACCUUUGAAGGCCUCCCCGCCCUGAGACGUCUGGUGUUGUGCGUGAGGGCAGAGCUGUUCGUCUUUGAGCUGCGUGCUUCGCGGCCGUACCUGUUCUCCGAUGGGGGGUACGACUGCCGCGGGCAGAUAUGUUGCCGGCUGCGCGCUCGCUCCGAGAGCCUGACGGCGUUGAUGCGGCAGCUCGCGAGCGGCAAGGCGUAUUUUCGCGUCGGCGGCCAUAAAGUAGCUUGUGAUUUUGCGUCAUACCCGGCAGCCUUCCCAGAUGGUCAUUUCCGUCUGGACGUGAAGUUUCGCGUGGCCAGUCUGCAGGAGUCGUUCGCCGUUCGCCUAUGGGAGACCGCCGACGAGGGUCGCGACAUCAGCGGCUCGCCGUUUACCGUGCAGCGGCUGGUGCGGAGCCAAAAGCUCGAGCAGUGCUUCGGCACCUCUGAUCAUCGUAAGAAACGGCGACGGGACGACGACGACGACGAAGAAGACGAGGGUGCAAGCCGUAAGCAGCCGAGAUUAAAGCGGUAGGGUGUGCGUUUGGUAGAGAAGGAAAGGACGUAUGACGGACGGUUCCUCUGAAUUGGUAUGCGUAGCGUAGCUAAGAAGAAUGAUUUUUGGGCUGAGGCUUAUCUUAAAACGCAGCAUCACUGCAGGCGGAUCCAUGCCGCUCGCUGCGCUUCGCCUGUGCAGUGCGAACAUGGUACUCUGUCACACUAUUCUAUUUUAUUCAACAUGCUCUUUCCUGAUAUUGGCUGGCACGUUGAUCCUUUGCUCAGCCAUUCAAGCAAUGUAGCCAUUGACUUUGGGCCAAUUACAUGAAUGCCCUAUGAGUAAUCGUG